This is a messenger RNA of Alternaria arborescens, 4716 nucleotides long. RefSeq lists its product as hypothetical. The transcript has a single exon. Gene Ontology annotation, biological process: DNA integration. Lineage: Eukaryota; Fungi; Ascomycota; Dothideomycetes; Pleosporales; Pleosporaceae. The record is from RefSeq and is a predicted model, not a curated record. Bases 1 to 4716 code for a protein of 1571 amino acids. Gene Ontology annotation, molecular function: nucleic acid binding.
AUGGAUACAGAAGGAGACCUUUUGAUCACGAAGGCCACAGUCAUCCUCGAGAGACCAGGCGACUGGCAGAGGUGGCUAUUUUUGAGGAAGGAUAGUGCUGAGAGGAACGACCUCUGGCAGUACGUAGAUCCUUCGCUCAAGGCAGAGCAAGUGAAAAGGAUAGAGCAGGAGAAACCUCAAGAGAAGGAAGUUGAGGAGUUCUAUACAGGAGCCCCUCGAGCAGAGGACCAGGAGACUACAAUCCUUGAUCUCUCUGAGAAGGACGUCUCACGCUAUGAGCUCUGGCUCAAAGUCUAUAUUAGAAGAGAGGCUCAGUGGAGCAAGAAAGAGAAGGCGCUGAGGGAAUUCAAUCACGAGAUCUCUCGUACAAUUGCUUCUCGGCAUAUCCACCUUAUCUCAGACUGCUCAACGCCGUACGAUCGUUUAAGAGCUCUUAAGAAGCACCUCUGUCCCAGCACCUCAGAGCGGAACUAUCAGCUAAGAGCCCAUUAUCAGGGGCUGCUUACUGUGCCAAAGAGGAGCAACCUGGAUAGCUGGUUUGAGGACUGGCUGGAUACAACCCGGCUGAUGAAGGAGGCAGCUCUACCUGAGAUUGCAGGGAGCAGAGCUCAGGAAGACUUUAUCCGAGCUAUCAGAGGCCUUGAUGAGAGCUGGGCUACUCACCAGCUGACAGAGCUCAUACGAAAGGAUCAAGAUGAAACAGAGUUCACAGGGAUAUCAGACCUAGUAGCUGAGUAUCGGUCCUACUAUCGGCGCAUUCGGCCUAUAGCCUCAAGCCUUGGCAGCUUUGCUACUCUCGGCGUCGCAGAACAGUCUCAGCGCAAGCAUCAGAGCAAGAGUGCUCAAGGACUAGCUCAAACACAAGGCUCAUCAGAACAGGGCAAGCAAGUUCCAAUCUGCGUAUGUGGAGAACAACAAAAGUUUCAAGACUGCCCGUAUAUCAAUCCCGCCCGCAGGGAUCCUAGCUGGCAGCCUAAUCAGCAGAUUGUUAAGAAAUUUGAAGAUCUAAGAGCUGAGCAAUCGUCAAAGGCCUCAAUACUGCGGCGAGUUGAGGAGAAGCUGAGAAAAGGACGCUCACAGUCCACUAGCCAGAGAUCGGGAGGUCUACACGAUGAUGGAGCGCCUCAGUCGCAGAACAGCUCAGCCUCAUAUGCAGUACUGCAGACUGCAAUCACUUCAAUACCCAAGGAUCAUCCGCCUCUCAUCAAUCGAUGGAUACUUGAUCCAGGUUCGAACGCUCAUGUAGCAAACUCUCGAUCGUUCGGAUGGAGAACGACAGCUCAGGCUCAACAAGGAGAGUGUGUGUAUGCAGGAGGACAGCUGCUGCAGAUUGAAGAGUGGGGUGAGGUAGAGCUCCAGGUGGACACGCCAUCAGGAAGACAGCCGUUCAAGCUCACCUACGUCGCCUACAUUCCAGGUUUCUUCACAAAUGUCGUUGGCCUGUCACGCUGCAGGAGCCUCAACAUACACUUCAACUCUGGAAAGAAUUGUCUCUACCAGCGUGUUCCCUCUAAUCCUGUGUGCUACCUUGAGUAUAAGGACGGUCACUGGUUGAUCGAUGUGGAUGAGAAGGCACGUCCACCUCCUAGAGCUCUGCAGGCAGCAGCAGUGUCAGGAUAUCGAUCCAAACCUUCGCAUACGGAGAGAAAGCCUCUGGAAUUGAGCAGCGAGCGUGCUCAUAGGCUCCUCGGCCAUGCGAGCUAUGAGGCAAUCUCUCAUCUCUCUCACAGUGUUGAGGGGGUGAGAAUAGCUCAAGAAGAUCAGCAGUCAACGUCGUGGAAGGAUUGUGAUGUUUGCAUCAAGGCAAAGCUUCACAAGCUCAUUAGCAGGCGUGUGCCUCAGGAUAUAGCUAUGCGGCCGUUCUAUCGCAUUGGGAUGGACCUGAUCCAGCUCCAAGAGCGAGGAGAGCAGUGCUACAACAGAGAUCAGUGGCUGCUUCAUGCAGUAGAUCAGAGCACAAAAUGGCAUGAAGGCACCUGCCUCACAGAUAAAUCAGGACCUACGCUCAAGCAAGCAGUCCAGCGUCUGCUCUCUAAGAUUCAACGACAGUUCAAACAGGUCGUGGUAGCGAUCAAGCUCGACAGCGAGCGAGGAUACUCAGUCCUGUACGAGCUACUUAGGGACCUCGGGAUUGCUAUUGAACCUCGAGCUCCGUAUACUGAGGAGCAGAAUGGAAUGACAGAGCGAGCAGGAGCAACAAUCAUUGCACGAGCGCGAGCAAUCAGACUUGAAGCAAGCUUGCCAAAGGAGCUAUCAAACGAGUGUGUGAUGACAGCGAUAUACUUGCUGAACAGGACUCCUGUCAAGGCUCUCACAUGGGGGACUCCCUUUGAGGCAGUACAUGGAGUGAAGCCAUCUCUAGCUCAUCUUAAUGAGAUAGGAGCCAGAGCGUAUACACUCAACCACGCGCUCAAGCAAGGAGAUAAACUCGAAUCAAGAGCUCUUAUAGGACAGCUCGUUGGCUACGACUCAACCAAUAUCUACAGGAUCUGGAUACCUACACUCAGCAGGGUGAUUAGGACGAGAGACGUCGUGUUCAUGCCUCUAGAGCAAGUAGGGAAGAACGACUAUCCCAAGGAGAGAACGCUCAGGCAGCUUGUCGCUGUACUAGAUAUCGAGGACCCACCUACCGCAGACGAGGAGAUUGAUCAAGCUCUCCAUCUAUCGACUCGGUUGACGCAGGAGAUCCAGGAGUCCGAGGAAGCUGAGACUCAAUCAUCUAAUGAGCUCCAGCAUCAGGAGCAAAGACACAGAGCCUUUGACAAAGGAUACCAAAGCUUACCAAGCCCUGAGGAAACUCCAGAACUAGAGGUUCUUGAAUCAGAGGAGGUACAAACUGAGAGUCCUAUGCCUCGAGGCUGGCAGACAGUAACUCAGGAUGAGGAAGCACCUGAUCGUGUGAACAAUAACGCUCCUAGAAGGGAAGAGAUCAGCGGUCAGCUUGAUCGCGGAAAUAUCAUCACAGGGAGAAGAACUAGAGGAAUGCCAGGAGCAUAUGUAACCUCGUUCAUGAGCUUUAUUGUAAACCAGCCAAAGCAGAGGUUGCACCGCGAUCACUUGCCUCAGCCACCAAAGCACUGGAAGGACCUCCGGAAGCACCCAUUCCAUCAGGAGUUCGGCCAGGCGGCAGAACAGGAGCUUGAUAGCUGCUUUAUCAAAGGCUGCUUUGUUCUAACACCAGCAAGAGAGGAGGACGUGCAGGAGGAGAUACUGCCUCUUAUGUGGGUUUUCUCCUACAAGUUCGAUGAGGACGGGUAUCUCUGUAAGCACAAGGCUAGACUAGUAGUAAGAGGUGAUCUACAGGACGAUUGGGGUGAUACAUACGCGGCCACUUUGGCUGCUCGAGUAUUCAGGUUCCUGAUGGGAAUCACUGCGGCCUUUGGCCUCAACGCCUACCAGUACGACGUACGGAACGCCUUUCUCAACGCGCCUCUUGAUCGGAAGCUAUAUGCGCGUACACCUGAGGGCUUCACACAAGAUCUCGGUAAGCUCCUUGAGCUCAAGCGAGCCCUCUAUGGCCUCAAGGAUGCUCCUCUCCUGUGGUACAACCAUCUCAAGGAGACGCUCAAGAAACUUGGCCUCAAGCCUGUUGAGGGGGUGCAAUGCCUCUUUACAAACGCUAGACUACUUGUGUUUUUCUACGUUGACGAUAUCGUCGUCCUUGUACACCCAUCUUAUCUCUCAUACUACACUCAGUUUGAGCAGGAACUCAAGAAGGAGUAUGAGAUCAGAUGUCUAGGAGAGCUGCGCUGGUUCCUUGGAAUUCGUGUUUUAAGGGAUAAGCCUAAGAAGAGAAUCUAUCUGAUCCAGGAUUCUUUUAUUGACAAGGUCACCUCGAAAUUCGAGAUCAAGCCUAGUAAUCGGGGGACAGGAGCUCCUCUGGCUGAGGACUAUCUCGAGGCAAGCAACGAGCCUCAGAACGAUCACCGAACAAGGAUGUACCAGCAGCUCGUAGGCUCGCUUGCCUAUAUAUCAACCUUCACUCGCCCUGAUGUAGCACGCGCCCAUUCAGUACUCGCGAGGCAUCUCCAGAACCCUGGCCAGAAGCACAUUGGCGCAGCGUAUCAGGUAUGGCGAUACCUACUCAGGACGAAGUACCUUGCCAUUAGUGCCUCAGGAGAUAAUCUACAGAACAGCUAUUAUCUCACCAAGCCUGAGGAGGCAGGAGAUGAGCUGAUAUUUUAUGGUGCAUCAGAUGCAGCGUUUGCCGACGACCCAGAGAGGAAAAGCUCUCAAGGCUAUUUGUUCAGCCUGUACGGGCUACCAAUCGAUUGGAAGGCUACCGUACAGAGGUCGGUGACCAAGUCGACGACUGAGGCUGAGCUACUUGCCCUCUCACUAGCAGGCAGCGAGCUAAUCUGGUGGAAAAGACUGUUCAAGCAAGUCAACUUUGAGCUUGGUAUUCGACCUACUCUCUUCUGCGAUAACCAGCAAACAGUUAGGAUCAUCAACAAGGCAGAAAACCGGCUUAAUACAAAGAUGAGGCACGUAGAUACUCAUCAGAUGUGGCUGCGUCAGGAGGCAGAGGCAGGUCAUCUUCAAGUAAACUGGAUGGCUACGAAUCAGAUGCCAGCUGAUGGCCUUACUAAGUUACUCAGUAGCCAGAAGCACUCUACUUUUGUAGAGCAGCUAGGCCUUAUUAAUAUCAGCGAGCUACUUCAAGGACGCUCAGGGGGUGAAGAGAACUCUCACUCUCUGUAUCAGCAUCAGCUAUAG